AUGGUCUGCUGUUAUAUCGGCGUCGUAGUGAGUAUCGUGCUCUCAACGAGAAAUUGCCUCCAAUCCCCUGGGAAGAAUUUCGUUGACAAAUACCUCUUGCCCAAUGAGGUGAAAACUAUCAUCUAUCAACCACAGUUUGAAGUUGGCAACGUGUACCUCCAUUCUGCCACUGAGCAGUUGAUGAAGAAAGCUUUUCUGAACGUGCUCCAUGCUGCUCCAGACAAAUUUUCUCGUCCGCCAGAUGUUCGAUUUUUUUUCCAAGGUGAUAGCGCAGAUGUUGAGAAAGGCUAUAUUAGAGCUCCAGAAAGCCACACAUGA
Messenger RNA from Cooperia oncophora, 318 nucleotides. The record is from the annotation of a GenBank genome assembly. NCBI's taxonomy places the organism in Eukaryota, Metazoa, Nematoda, Chromadorea, Rhabditida, Trichostrongylidae.